Messenger RNA from Anguilla rostrata (American eel), 1825 nucleotides. RefSeq names its product membrane-associated ring finger (C3HC4) 1 (gene marchf1). The transcript is spliced from 5 exons. Bases 345 to 1427 code for a protein of 360 amino acids. The record is from RefSeq and is a predicted model, not a curated record. Lineage: Eukaryota; Metazoa; Chordata; Actinopteri; Anguilliformes; Anguillidae.
CUGCAAUUGAUUAUUCCCGUCUUAGAUCUCUGCCUCCGAGCCUCGCGCCCAACUCUCCUGAAUGACAUCAUUUGAGUGGAACAGAUUGAGCAGUGGUCGAACGCGGCUGGAGACGGAGGGGACGGCGAGGAUGCUACCGCAUUUUACAGCGGAGUUAGAAGAAAGGCGUGUUUUGAGCUGCUGUGAUUAUUUUUGCUGGAUAAAUCAAACGUAUACGGAGAUGCCAGGCGUGCGGAAUGCAAUUUACCUUCGCACCACCACGCUUUAAUGUCCCAAAUGAAUGGAAGCGGACGUCCUGGGGGGAAAUAAAAAAUAAAAUGAUGUGAGCAGCUGAGCGGAAGUGAAUGCUGCCUCGACGGUCGCCUCAAAAGAACAAGAAACUUCCGGAAGGUUCCAUUUUCUGCGCCAUGCCCGUCCAUCAGAUCUCGGUGGUGCCCGCCAGAGAGACCGCCAGCAAUGGGAGGAACUCCGGCAGAAACAGAGAGAAGAGCAAGGAAGCAGAGAGCGAGAAGCCUCCCAGGCGUUCGGGGAGUCGAUCCAGCAACAUCUCCAAGGCGAGCAGUUCUACGACGGGACUGGGACACACCAGCGUUUCUCGGACGUCUGUGACUCCCUCCUCUCAGGACAUUUGCAGCUCCUCCCACCCUCUGCCCAAAGUGGAGGAGGACUGUGUGGAGGAGCGCACCCCGGUCACGGUGCUGUCCCGCUCGGGCCAGCCUGCGGGUAAGAGGCAGGUGAAAAAGAGGCACAGGAGGAAGCGGGACGUCCCGCGGGGGGGCGGGGAAAACAGCGGGGGCUCCGACCCCCAGGAGGAGUGCGUCAAGUACCGCGGCAACCCCCGGCGGGAGAGAGACUCCUCCGACUCCUCCUCGGACGAGGAGGAGAGCUGGCGGGAGGCGCAUAACUGGGUUCGGGAGCGUCCCAGGAGGGGCCGGGGGGGCCGGGGGCGCCGGGACCGGGAGCAGGCCUGGGACGAAGGGCGGGACAUGGAGCUGGUGUCGGUGGAGUCCCGGGACGGUCCCAAAACAAACGAGGGGGCCCGCACCACCCCGCCGUCCAUGGGGCAGGAAGAGGCCGGCCGCCCGGGCCUGAAGAACCGACGGAAACCCCCGGCCAAUCAGGAAGAGCGCGGGCCAAGCCCCGCCCCCUCGGCCUCACAGAAGGCGAAGUCCGGGAGCUUCGAGGAGAUUCUGAGCAGUGGGCGGAGCCAUGGAAGCUCCUCCCCCCAGGAGGAAGACUGCAUCACCAGGAUGUACGAGGAGAUUGAGGCUGGGGAGGUCGCCCUGUUCGCCGCCCCCUGCCCCCCCUCGUCCCCCCCAGGCCUGAAUUCGGCCUGUCCGGCCGGCAACAGCAGCACAGCCCAGCGGCUCCAGUGCUCGGACGAUGAGUUAGAAGUGUGCAGGUCAGUCCGCUCUGUAGCACCCUGAAGAGAAGUAGCCUGCCCCCCCCCCCACUAGACAAAUAUCCCCUCCCCCCUACCGGAUAGAACCCCCCGUUUUCCAGAAGGGGAUUUGCCGAACCAAGACGUAGUUCACGGCCGGAUUAGCGAAUCGCGGGGAGGGUGGAGACACUGUGCUCUGUCGAACCCUGACCGCCCAUGAAAACAACCCACGAGUAUAAAAGCCGGCUUGAUAAUUAGCUGAAUGUUAACGUGACUGUGUUUGGCAUGUCCAAUCACAGCACAGUGUGCGAUGCUCAGAAAAGGCAUAUUGACUCAAAUCCGUUAACAAUGAUGACGAGCAGAGAAGUGAAUUGACCGUGCUGUCAGUACUUAUGUUGUCCGUCUUCACUAAUAGACAAGAGCCGGAAUGGCUUGUUGCCCCAU